UGAGAGAGAGAGAUAAAGCCCAGGCAAGAACAUUUGCUACAGAUAAGAGGGGGAGAGAGACUGUUGAUUUACUGUAUUAUGACUCUUCCUGGAUUAUUUACCUUCCGCUACAAGGACUUUACUUUGCUCGUUAACAUUCCUCAGGAGAUAGCAGGAGUGGGCUGAUUUGUUGGACACGGUCAUUCAGAGUUGAUGGAUAGCUGAGACCCCGUGAGUGGGGAUAAAAGACAGGUCUGGAGAGACACCCUUCAGACACACCAGUGGACACUGACUGAGUGUUGGGAACCCACAGAAAGGUGGGGGCUUCGGAGACCGAACCAGGAGAUCAGUCAGUAAAGCUCACAGUGCUACAGCAGGGCCGGUGGGGACUUGUGUGUGGGUCCACUCAUGCCAGAGUGACGAGUCCACCACAGAAGAACAGUCUAGCUGAAGACCAGAGGGGUCAUAACUGAAUGGCCACAACUACACGACGGAUUAAGAAAGCCACAAAAGGUUGAGUUGGAUUUAUGGUGAAGGCAGCAGUUCAGAGUAACAUUCUUGUUGGAAGCUCCACAUUCUCUUGGUUUUCAGGGCAAGUCCACGAGUCAAACACAAAUCUACCAACUUUGUCAUCAGCUGCUGAUAAGGUGCCCUUAUAUAGAGUGAGCGUCUGUGGGCUGCGACACAGAUCUCCUGGAGAAGCACAGCAGAAACAGAUUGACUGCAAAGGGACACAGAAAUAAUCUGCCAUACUCAAUAUCAUUUGAGAACACCACCAUGUUUCCCAGAGCAAACCUCCUGCUUCUGGCUGCUGCCUUUCUCACAGGCUGUCGGGCUGAGAUCAAUGGAGAUCAGGUUCGAGAUGCCUUCUGGAAUUACAUCAGCCAAAUGACUGAAGAAGCCCAGGAUAGCGUCGAGCUGAUCCAGAGCUCAGAAAUCGGCCAGCAACUCAAUCACCUUAUUCAGGAUAAUCUGCAGACGGUCAAUGACUAUGCUGAGGAUCUCCGACAGAAGUUGGCUCCUUACACAGAUGGUCUUCAUGAGCGGAUGACAGUAGACAUUGAGAGCCUUCGCCAGCAGAUAAGAGAACAACUGGAAGACCUGAGGGAGAAACUUGCUCCCUUUGCGGAUGGAGUUCAUCAGAAGAUCAGCAGGAACAUUGAAGAAUUUCAUCAGAAGUUGACCCCUUUUGCUGAAGACCUGGGCCAACAGCUGCGUAAGAAUGCAGAGGAACUUCGGCAGAAGUUGACUCCUUUUACUGAAGAGCUACAGGCCAGACUGGAAGUGAGCACAGAGAACCUCAGGGAAGUCCUGACUCCCUACGCUGAAGAGCUCCAGGUGAAGAUUGAUGAAAACAUGGACACCCUCAGGCAGAACGUGGCUGCCAAAGCUGAAGAAUUCCGCUCCAGGUUUAAUGAGAAUGUCCAGGAGCUUCGCAAUAGCUUGGCACCCUAUGCCAAGGAUGUCCAGAUCAAGAUGAACCAACAAAUUGGAGAAAUGUCCCAGAUGGUUGAGCCAUAUGCCGAGAAGCUCCAGGCAAAAGUCAAUGAGCACGUGGAUGUUCUGAACCAAAGGCUGAACCCUUACAUCGUCGAACUGAAAGCUAAACUUAACGAGAACGUGGACCAGAACCUGGGCCCAUUCAUUGAAAAUUUCAACACCAACGUUAACCAGAGAAUCGAGGAGUUCCAUCAGAACCUGGCUCCCUACACUGAGCAGCUGAAACAAAUCAUCAGUCAGAAUGUGAAGGAGAUGCAGGAGAGACUCGUCCUGAAUGGAGCCAAUGUUCAGCAGGAUCUUCAGACCCAGCUCACCGCUCUAUGGGGCAACUUCUGGCAGCAUCUGCAGAACUAAUUCAGAAAUAGAAUGUGGCUCUGUCAAACUGUGUGCCAAGACUAAGGGGUCCUUUUACUUUCUCAAAUGGUAAUAUGCUGAAAGUAUUUAUUGUUUUUCGAGAGAAAAGUAUUAAAAUCAAUGACUGAAAUUUUGGAGUGUGAACUAUAAAA
Hypanus sabinus (Atlantic stingray) is the source of this 1985-nucleotide messenger RNA. Its product is annotated as apolipoprotein A-IV-like. The record is from RefSeq and is a predicted model, not a curated record. Bases 757 to 1833 code for a protein of 358 amino acids. Gene Ontology annotation, molecular function: lipid binding. NCBI's taxonomy places the organism in Eukaryota, Metazoa, Chordata, Chondrichthyes, Myliobatiformes, Dasyatidae. Gene Ontology annotation, biological process: lipoprotein metabolic process; lipid transport. The transcript has 5 exons. Gene Ontology annotation, cellular component: extracellular region.